CAAUGAGAAACAACUAAAAAACGAUAGACUUCAUUUUCGGUGUUUGUGUGUGAAGAAAGCACGAAAGUAAAACUUAUACGUGAGGAAUUCGUCUCGAAGUUGCGGGCAAAAUGAGUAAAUACGGGAAGAAACAGGUGGAUGAACUAUCACGGAAGGUCUCAAUUUUGGAGGAGGAGAACAGAAAACUCACGAGGAAGAAUGAGGUGCUGAAGGAGGAGCUGGCAAAGGCGAAAAAUAUAAUGCGGGAACACCUUAUUAAGUCGCAGGAACUGCAACAGGAUUUGAUUGUGCAUCAGAUGAAGCAAUUUGAUCAAUCGACGGAGUCAACCUAUCAAUUCAAUCAAUUGCCAGUUUCGAGAUUUGCUCCUGGUGUGAUUGUAAAAUCCAACUUUACCCAUAAAAUGAGCACGCUCAAUGAAUCUCAGCGCGAGGAAGAGGAUUUUGAAGGAAAAAAUGAUUAGAUAUACUGUUAUUCUAUAUUUAUUCCAAUUAUUAUUUCUUUAUAAACAUUCUUGGCUAAUUAAUACAUCAGUAAUGAUAAAAUAAAAUUAACAUUGUCACUGCUUUACGAGUGCUUAAAAAUACUCUGUGAAUU
Phlebotomus argentipes is the source of this 595-nucleotide messenger RNA. RefSeq lists its product as uncharacterized. NCBI's taxonomy places the organism in Eukaryota, Metazoa, Arthropoda, Insecta, Diptera, Psychodidae. Bases 111 to 461 code for a protein of 116 amino acids. The transcript is spliced from 2 exons. The record is from RefSeq and is a predicted model, not a curated record.